Messenger RNA from Xiphophorus couchianus (Monterrey platyfish), 4009 nucleotides. RefSeq names its product Na(+)/H(+) exchange regulatory cofactor NHE-RF2. The transcript has 6 exons. The record is from RefSeq and is a predicted model, not a curated record. Gene Ontology annotation, molecular function: signaling receptor binding; protein-membrane adaptor activity. Gene Ontology annotation, biological process: protein localization to plasma membrane. Bases 525 to 1682 code for a protein of 385 amino acids. Gene Ontology annotation, cellular component: apical plasma membrane. NCBI's taxonomy places the organism in Eukaryota, Metazoa, Chordata, Actinopteri, Cyprinodontiformes, Poeciliidae.
UUUUUGGUGGAAGGUGGUGCUAUUGUGGACAAGCUGCUUCUUCCACGCACUUGGCGCUCCUGUAGAUGAGCGUGUGUUCUCCAGGCUGUCCUCGUGGAUAAAUGCUGAGAGGCGGCCGAGCCCCUGGUGACCUCUUUCGCUUUUACUAUGUCUGCAGAGGCAGCAAUGAUGCUCUGUCGGAGGAUCUGAAGUCUGGUGCGCGGAUGCGUUUUUGAGUGCGCUGCAGCCUGAACAGAAGAAACACGAUCUGGCAGACUGGAUGCAAACCACCCAGUAUGUUUUAACUGCGCUGGCUGUUAACUUUUUAUCUUUUCAUUCUUUUUUUGUUUUUGACUUCAGUUGGAUGUCUUUUUGUGGGAGUUUUCGUGUUGCCCUGCAGGGAGCGGACAUGGUUUUGCGUACUGGAAGUUUAACCCUGCUCUCCUGAACUCCCCAUCUUUUGAGGGGUUUUUUUUGUUUUGUUUUGUUUUUUCACCACAAGUUUAUAACCGAGUCUGCAGGAGGAUUGAGGCACGAAAGAGCAAAUGGCCAACGAGCGCAAACCGCGGCUCUGCAUCAUGGCAAAGGGGGACAGCGGGUAUGGGUUCCACUUGCACGGCGAGAAGGGAAAGAACGGCCAAUAUAUCCGCAAAGUGGAGCCGGGGUCCCCGGCGGAGGCGUCGGGAAUGCGCGCCGGGGACAGGGUGGUCGCGGUGAACGGAGUCAACGUGGAGAGAGAGACGCACCACCAGGUGGUACAGCGGAUCAAGGAAGUAGAAAAUGAGACCAGGUUGCUGGUCGUUGAUCAGGAGACAUACGAAAGCCUCCGCAGCUUGCAUCUGACGGCCACAGAGGAGAUGGCUGUUCUCGGGACAGAGGCUCUCCCCGCUGCUUCCUCCCCUCCAGCCUCCUCCUCGCCGAUACCCUCCUCCACUCCUUCCUCCCCCACCAAGAAGCGUCAGAAUGGCUCUGUGUCCAAGCAGGGCAGCCAGGUGCAGAAGCCCACCAGGAGGUCACCUUCGAAGGCUGCGAAGAAGGAGGCCUCAACAGAAGUGGAGAUUCAGUCUCAGCCUCAGGACCAGUCCCCCCACCAGGUCGACCCGUCUGAGCUCGCUCCACGUCUGUGUCACCUGACUCGGUCAGCGGGGGGCUACGGCUUCAACCUGCACAGUGACCGGUCACGGCCCGGUCAGUACAUCCGCUCCCUGGACCCGGGAUCGCCCGCCGAGCGUGCCGGACUGCGACCACAAGACAGACUAGUUGAGGUGAACGGCGUGAACAUCGAGGGCAUGAGGCAUACAGAGGUAGUGGCCUUCAUAAAGAAAGGGGGAAACGAGACCUGGCUGCUGGUGGUGGAUCCAGAAACAGACGGAGACUUCAAGAGAAGAGGAGUGAUCCCCACGAUCAGCCACGUCAAAGAUUAUGAUGGUCCUUCCAUAUCCAACGGAUCGCCCAGCCCUCAGGUCAACGGCAGCUCCACCACGCAGUCCUUCAGGUCGACACGCUCAGACCUCAGCAGCCAGGGGAACAGCACACAGCUGGCAGACGACGACGGCAGCCAGCUCAUGGACCCUUUCGCUGAGAUCGGUCUGAGACUCGCUGCCACGGCGGCAGAGGAAAAGAUGAAACUCCAUGCCAAGGAGAAGAAGAAGGCGCCGCAGAUGGACUGGAUGAAGAAAUACGAGCUGUUCAGUAAUUUUUAAGAUUAGUUUCUUGCCUCGCGAGACUUUGUGAAAGGCAUUUCCUAAAAAUCGAACUUCUCUGAAAAAGAAGAUUUUUCAAUACUCAGAUGAGAAUAAUCCCGACACGCGAGGGACACAUUUUCUCUUUUCUCAACACUUUUUCUCUCCAUCAACUAUUUGAUUCGCCCUCCACCUCUGAGAGACUCGAAAUAGCAGCUAUUUUUAUAUUUAAAAACCAUAAACAAAAAUAAAUAAGCAGCAUCCUGUUAUGGAAAGCCUUCUAAAGAGGUUACUGGACACUGUGACAUGAAUGAUGGUGGACUUCGUGGGAGUUUAUAUUUUUUCAAAUCAGCCUGGGGGAUGCCUGAAGCAGGCAGAAGAAUCACUGUGAAAGACUCUGCACCUCCAGCCCAUGCAGACAAUGUACAACCAAGAAAAGAACGCUGUGUAUUCUCUUACAUGUAUUUUUACAUCAAGUAUAUCAUCAUUAAUCAUCAUUGUCAUUAAUGUACGCCUGCUUGUGAAACAUAAAAUAAUUCGAAGAACUUCUUCCUGCUCUAAUCACCAAUAUCUCCUUAUCUGAAGACAAAGGGAGUGGUUUCUAAGGGAAGAACGGGAAGGAGCUAUAGGUUCAUAGAAGGGAUGUGUUUUAAUGUUUAACGCAAAACAAACACCUUUCUGAAUCACAUUUAGAUAUUCAUCCACUUAGUAUUUCAGAGAAACAUUUUGAAAAGCUAGCGAGAGAUUGGUAUAAUCAGAGAAACUUAAAUUAAAAUGGUUUAAUGUGAACGUUGUUUUAUGAGUUCAAACAUUUUUUGUUUGUUUGUUUGUCAAAGAACUGGUGGAGGUAACAUUUAACUGCUGGCCAAGUAGCAUUCUACUAAUAAUUCAGUAUUAAUUGUUAUUAUUUUUCUUUUAUAUUAUUAGACUUAUGAAGCAGAUACGAUUGCGAAGGCUACACCUUUUUCUUCUUUACUAAAAUAUCUGGAAAGAUUGUAGUAGUACAUUACGAGUGUAUUCUCGUUUUACAACAUGUGGGAAAAGCCUUAAAAUAAAUUUGAAAGUUUAUUAGAGGUUUAUGAAGUUCGAUUUACAGUGAAUGAGUUUUUAUUUCAUUGCUACUAUGUGUAAAUAUGUCAUAACACAGUUACUCCUUUCUGGGCUGGAGGGGAACCCAUAAUUAUUACGCCUUUAUUCCCUGUGAUGGCUAAAAUGCAGCAAAGACCUUUGGGUAACCAAGUCUCCAUAACAAUCAUUAGACUAUCUACUUACUAGCAGGUAGUUUGGGAGGCAUACCCAAAAAAAAAAAGUAUUUUCUAUUCCACUAUCAGAGAUUUAAAAAAAACAAAAAAAAAACAUAGUUUGCUCAGCUGAAAGGGAAUUGUAACUUUGAGUAAUGCUACAUCUGAGUUGUUUCAAAAUUUGGAGAUCCCAGCUUCAGAUUCAAGUUGAAAGCAUUCAAAUUGCAAGUUUACUACCACUGGGAUACAAACACAUAAUAUAUUUCCCGCCAAUGUAUACAUUGAAUUAGAAGUGAUAGUAAACAGUCUUUGCCAAAAUAAUUUACUACAUGUUUUGUUCACAGCAAUAUCGGAUAUUAAAAUUGGCAAAGAGGGGUAGCACCGAAUAUUGAAAGCAGGGGCACCUGCAAGUUUGCCACUAGGGUCAAAGGUAAUUUUGGCCCUAGUCAGAAUAUUUCUGUGUGAGAUUUUGCUGUUACAAUUGAGUAUAAUUUAUUUUAAGGCUUUUAACAUCUGUUUACGAAAAUUCUAAUGUCAUGUGAAGUUUAAUAGCAAUAAAAAUCUGUCAUGAAUAGUGAGGGAUCAAUCAGACGUUUUACUGGUCAAGACAGAUUUCUGGCUUUCUUUGAUUUUUCACUUGCUAAUUCUUUACAAGAAGAAGAAAAGCUUGUAAACAAACUUACUCUUAUCACGUAAGUCUUCAAGCUAAUUAGCCUUUAUCGUAGGGUCGAACAUUUCAUUUCUGUAAACAAAUAAAGUCUUUGGACAGAGGUUAAAGUUUAACAGAAACCAACUCUCUUCUAGUGUCAGCUCAGAUACAACAUGGCAGCGUGUUGUCAGGGAGGGCUGGAGAAGCUCACAGCAAGGUCAGAGGUGCUUCAGGAAAGACACAGGGAGUCACAGACAUUACAGAGGAUUACUAUGCACAUAGGAUCAGCUGUUAUACACAUGCUUGUAUGUGGAAAAGGUAAACAUGUAAUGCAUUAGGGUAACUACCAUUAGCUCUAUAUUCUGACAGAGUCUGGAUAGCAAUCUGUGUUACAAUUGUACAUAUGUGUCAGGUCUCAUUUUUUCAAUAAAGUGAAACAAAGGCUUCUUUUGAAUUGA